Messenger RNA from Cordyceps fumosorosea ARSEF 2679, 855 nucleotides. Its product is annotated as protein sco1. Gene Ontology annotation, cellular component: mitochondrial inner membrane. Lineage: Eukaryota; Fungi; Ascomycota; Sordariomycetes; Hypocreales; Cordycipitaceae. The transcript has 3 exons. The coding region runs from base 1 to 855 and encodes 284 amino acids. Gene Ontology annotation, molecular function: copper ion binding; copper chaperone activity. Gene Ontology annotation, biological process: intracellular copper ion homeostasis; mitochondrial respiratory chain complex IV assembly. The record is from RefSeq and is a predicted model, not a curated record.
AUGGCGCAUUCCAGAAUAUCCAUCGCCGCGAUGCGCAGCGCGCUCGUCCGAAGCUCCGCGCAGCAGUGCCAGCGCUGCUUCUCUAACGCGGCGCUGCAGACCAAGCUCGCCCGGUCCGGCGCCGCCGCCAUCAACCACAGCGUCCGCGCACGACUUCCCAUGACGCAGAAGCGCACAAAGUACAGCACCGUCGAGCAGGCUAAGAGCCGGCAUAGCACUGGGCCGUUUUCCUGGAAGGCCGGACUGCUGUUCGUCGCGACCUGCGGCGUCCUAGUCUGGUACUUUGAACACGAAAAGGAGCGCAUGCAGCGCCUGAGAAUCGCCGAGGCCAACAAGGGUGUCGGCAAGCCGCUGGUCGGCGGUUCUUUUGAGCUGACCGACCACGACGGCAAGCCCUUUACCAGCGAGAUGAUGAAGGGCAAAUACGCAUUGGUCUACUUUGGCUUCACUCGCUGCCCCGACAUCUGCCCCGAAGAGCUCGACAAGAUGGCUCGCAUGCUCGACAUUGUCAAGGAGCGCGCGCCGCCCGGCAGCCUGCUGCCCAUCUUCAUCACCUGCGACCCCGAGCGCGACGACCCCGCGGCCCUCAAGGGCUACCUCGCCGAGUUCCACCCCGACUUCAUCGGCCUGACGGGCACGUACGAGCAGAUCAAGGACACGUGCAAAAAGUACCGCGUCUACUUUAGCACGCCGCAAAACGUCAAGCCCGGCCAGGACUACCUCGUCGACCACAGCAUAUACUUUUACCUCAUGGACCCCGACGGCGACUUUGUCGAGGCGCUCGGCCGCCAGCACUCGCCCGACGAGGGUGCCAAGCUGAUCCUGGACCACAUGAAGGACUGGGCUAAGAGGUAG